Mya arenaria is the source of this 3090-nucleotide messenger RNA. RefSeq names its product heat shock 70 kDa protein 12A-like. The record is from RefSeq and is a predicted model, not a curated record. The transcript is spliced from 5 exons. Bases 91 to 1827 code for a protein of 578 amino acids. Lineage: Eukaryota; Metazoa; Mollusca; Bivalvia; Myida; Myidae. Gene Ontology annotation, molecular function: ATP-dependent protein folding chaperone; ATP binding.
GACCGAUGACAGCUUGUGCGUGCAAUACAAGCACACUGAAUCGAGAACGCAUCGAUUAAACAAGGAGUCUGUUUGAUCCAGGAAAUCAACAUGCAGGAGCAAGAAAGGGCGCAGCAGAAAAUAGUCGUUGCAUUUGACUUUGGCACAACAUACAGUGGGUAUGCAUUUUCACACAGCAAUAACCCAUUCAAAGUGGGUACUUUUUUGUGGAAGUCAGGUCAAGAAAGUCUUGUAUCACAGAAAACCCCAACAUCCAUUUUACUGAACCCGGAGGUCAGUUUCCAUUCUUUUGGGUUUGAAGCCGAAGACAAAUUUGCUAAUUUAUCAAAAGCUGAAGAACAUGAAGAUUGGAGACUUUUCAGACAGUUUAAAAUGCUGCUUUUAAGCGAGGGUCAACUAAAGAGGUCUACUACAAUAGCUGAUGUUUCCAAGAAGAAGGAACAUGAAAUGCCGGCUAUUGAGAUAUUCGCAAUGUCGAUACAGUACCUGAAAGACCAUUUCCUUGAACAAAUAAAGAGCCAGGGUUUGGACGAGACCAGUUUUAUUGUGCAGUAUGUCCUUACUGUGCCGGCAAUCUGGGGUGAUAAAGCUAAAGCCUUUAUGAGGGAAGCUGCAAUGAAGGCUGGGAUCGAUUCAGAUAGUUUGACCCUUGCAUUAGAACCAGAAGUGGCUUCGAUCUGGUGUAAGUCUCGUGAGUCUGGCAGUCAAUACGCACACAGUCAAGAAGCAAAGAUAUCGCUCUCUUGUGAAGGCACGCGUUACAUGGUCGUUGAUCUUGGAGGUGGUACUGCAGACAUAUGUAUCCAUGAAAUCAAUAAAGACGGUCUGAAGCAAAUAGGAAAGGCCAGCGGUGGGCCGUGGGGAGGAACGAACGUUGAUAGAAGACUUCUAAAGUUCUUCAAACGUCUUGUUGGAACGCAAGCUCUGGAGGCUUUAAAAGAUGAAGGGAUGAAUGAUUACUUUGAUCUCCUUAGAUGUUUUGAGGCAAGCAAAAGAGAAUUCGAUGGAGAAGCAAACAAGAAAAUGUCGUUCAAGGUGCCAGGGUUGCUCCAGGAGUUAUGCGAAAGGUUUAAUGGGAAGACCUUAAGCGACAGGGUGCAAGAGUUAUUUAAUGCUGACAAGGUUGAAUUUAAACGCGACAAAAUGAGAAUCCAUUCCAGUGAAGUAGCAAAAUGGUUCGAUGCUCCGAUUUCAAGUCUUGUCAAGCAUAUACGAGGAAUUUUUGAGGACAGACAAAUUGGAAUUAUACACACGAUUGUGUUGGUUGGAGGGUUUAGUGAAAGUCCGUUCGUUCAAAACAAAAUAAGGAGAGCAUUUUCAAACCGACGCGUGAUCGUCCCUUAUGAGGCUAGUCUAGCUGUUCUAAAGGGGGCCGUGAUUUUUGGACACAAUCCAGAUGCAGUAACAUCCAGAGUUCUGAAGUACACAUAUGGCAUAUCUGUUGAUCUCCCGUUUGAUGAAGAAAAACACAGCGAAGAAUCGAAGUUCUUUAAACGUACUUUCAAUGCUUGGAGAGCGAAGGAUUGUUUCAAACCUUUUGUUAGGGUCAACGAUGAGGUCAAGUACGCUGAUAGAAUUUUGCACAAAUUUGCCCAGAGAGAUUGCUUGUCCUCUUGUGUUCGGAUUUAUCGAUCCACGGAACACUCACCAGUCUAUGUGACCGAUCCGGGAUGUGAAUAUAUUGGAAAGGUUGAAAUUGAACAUUCAAUCGACUACGUCACAAUUGAAGUGACGUUAAUGUUUGGUACCACGGAACUCAUGGUGAAAGCACGAUUAAAGGAAUCGGGUCGCGAAAGGAUUGCAGUCCUACAGUGUCUGGAACAAUGAAAUAACAAAAGAUGCACACAUCAUGUUUACGGACGCAGUCAUACAGUGCCUGGAGCUAUUAAUUAACAGAAAUACACAUAUCAUGUUCAAGUCUGUUUUGUCAACAUAGUGUGUAAGCCCUCGUUUGUUUAUAGUACUCCCAUGCGGGGAGUAUGUUUGAAAGAUAAAUGCAUAUGGAACCAGACUUAACUGUGCAAGGGCAAUUACCCCAAUAUUUACUUUCAACGAUAAUUCGAUAGUUGUUUAGUGUAGUUGUCUUGUAUCACGAUAACGUUUUGUCUCUUGUUUGGUGUUUGUUUGGAUUUUGGAAUCUUUAACCAAAAUUUUGGCACUUUAAUUUAUGAACAUACACAGCUGUGUCUAAAUCGCUGAAAUAAUAUUUUGAAAGAUAUCAAUGUUAAACUCUAUAGCUUAUUAUGGUACGUAAGUUAUUAACAUGUUUUGUUGAGCCAUUGAUGGAAUGUUUAUGAUCCUUGGCAAUGGACAUUUCUGCUAGUUAGAUGCUCUGAAAUAAACGCAGUUAUCCGUGCUAGAUGUAAUUAAGACGUAUUAAUGUAUAAGCGUAAAUAACGAAUACAUAUCAAUGCGUUGGAAAUUUGGUUAAAUUAUAUUUAUAUACCUUACGAACGGAAGGCAUGAAAACUAACAUUCAGCAAGCCUCGUAACUGGCUUAUGCGCGUCCCCUUGGGUCGAAUUUUCCUAUAUGGACCGGAAACACAUGUUACAUAUUAUUACUACUGUAAAACUGCGCAUCAGUUGUAACAUGUCGUUGUUUUAAUCCAUAAAAUACGCAAUUGGUGUUAUUUUUACAGCUAAUUUUGUUUAAUAUUGGACUGAUCGAAUUUAAUUUGCAUGUUUUGCUCUGUGAAAAGGGCUACGGUAAGGGCAUUUCGGUCAGGGAAAACCCUUGAAAUACAUGAUUUGUAUAUGGAAUUAUUAUAAUACAUAACAUGCCUCAAUUUUGUUUAUUUGGUACAUCAUGAUUAUUAUUUUUUUGAUUCGCAAUGCAAUUUAACAAUUGCUCAUGUACUUUUACCGAAGAACAUGGUGCCGUAGACAUGUUCAUUUGACGUUUUAAACUGUUUAAAGUGACGUUCUUUAAUGGGUAACGUAUCGUCCCGUAUAGUUCGGGGAAAGGUGCGUGUAUUGAAAAAGUGUAUGUUAUAAUUGUUAAAAAAAAAUAAACUGAAAUAAAAUGCAUUGAAUGAAUAACAUAACAUGCAUGUUUGUACAUAAGUGACUUUCCGAGGCCAUAAAUUAUGA